Molecule: messenger RNA, 2220 nt
Organism: Daktulosphaira vitifoliae (grape phylloxera)
Lineage: Eukaryota; Metazoa; Arthropoda; Insecta; Hemiptera; Phylloxeridae
Gene: pelo
Product: protein pelota
Exons: 9
Coding region: 315-1490 (391 amino acids)
Biological process (GO): nuclear-transcribed mRNA catabolic process, non-stop decay; RNA surveillance; nonfunctional rRNA decay
Cellular component (GO): cytoplasm
Source: RefSeq, a predicted model, not a curated record
UUGAUCAAUAUUCCUAAAUGUUUUAAUACAUAUUUUAUUUUAAUCAUUUAAAAUAUCAUUUUUUGUUGUUAACAAGAACCACCUGUUCAUUAUCACGACCUUUUGCUUAAGUUAUCAAAUUACAAAAAGCCUGAGUGAGACACUCGUGAUUUUUUUAAGGGUCUACUAAUAAACCAAGUCGGUUUUCAGAUGUAAAUAUUGUUAUUAUGUUAUGUUAAAAAACUUAAAUUAAUUUCCGUACACGUAAGCUAAAAUGUUGUUUAUAGUAUUUAAAUAUAGAUGAUAACUAAAUAUUAACUACCUAAUACGGCAUAAUGAAAUUAAUACACAAGGAUAUUGAAAAAGAUGGCAAAGGAACAGUGGUUCUUAUACCGGAAGAAGCUGAAGAUAUGUGGCAAGCAUACAACAUAAUUAGACAAGGAGACCAUGUUCGAGCUUCAACAAUUAGAAAAGUUCAGAAUGAAUCAGCCACAGGAUCUUCAACUAGCCAACGUGUAAGAACUACUUUAACAGUUAGUGUAGAAGCCGUAGAUUUUGAUACACAAGCUUGUCUACUACGUUUAAAAGGCAGAAAUAUUGAAGAGAAUGAUUUUGUAAAAAUGGGUGCAUACCAUACUUUAGAUUUAGAAUUAAAUAGAAAAUUUUCAUUACUCAAAGAAGAAUGGGAUUCUAUAGAUUUGGAAAGAAUUGAAAUGGCUAUUGAUCCUACUCAAACAGCUGAUGUAGCUGCUGUUAUUAUGCAAGAAGGAUUAGCACAUGUAUGCUUAAUUUCAGGUAGUCGUACUAUAGUUAGAGCUAAAAUUGACCAAAAUAUACCAAGAAAACGAAAAGGCGAUGUCAAACAACAUGAAAAAGGAAUACUAAAAUUUUUUGAGCUGGUUCUGCAAGCCACAGUACGUCAUAUUAAAUUUGAUGUAGUGAAGUGUAUUAUAAUUGCAAGUCCAGGAUUUGUUCGUGAUCAGUUUUAUGAAUAUAUGCUACAAGAAGCUGUUAAAAUGGAUAAUAAAAUAAUCCUUGAAAAUAAAUCAAAAUUUAUUACUGCCCAUUCAUCAAGCGGAUUUAAACACUCACUUAAAGAAGUACUCUCUAAUCCAUCAAUUUCUUCUAAGCUAGAAGAUACUAAAGCCUUGGGUGAAUUAAAAGUACUUGAAAAUUUCUACAAAAUGUUGCAAACAGAAUCAACCAGAGCUUUUUAUGGCAUUAAUCAUGUUGAAAAAGCUAAUGAAGCAAUGGCAAUAGAAACUUUAUUAAUUAUAGAUAGUCUUUUCCGGAGUCAAAACAUUGAAGAACGUAAACGUUAUGUCAAACUAGUAGAUAGUGUUCGAGAAUCAGGUGGUGAUGCCAAAAUAUUUUCUAGUUUACAUGUUACUGGAGAACAGCUAACACAGAUUACAGGAGUAGCAGCUAUUCUAAGGUUUCCUAUGCCAGAAUUAGAAGAUUUUGAAGAUGAUGAUGAUUCUAAUGACAAUACUGUAUUACAAACUUGUUGAUCUUUUUUUAUUAUCAUACCUCACCUACACUCACUUUUUUUUUCAAAAAGUUGCUAAUUUAAAAUAUACUUUUCUAAAAAUGUGUCUCUUGUUCUUAAAUUAUAUCUUUUUUAUUCAAAAUUUGAAUGAUAAUUUUCAUAUAGUGAUUGAAACUUAAAUUGAGCAGUCAUUUAGUUAAUACUAUUUUUUUAUCAUGAUGUAAAACUUGAAAUAUUAUUUGUUAUGUGAUAUUAUAUUGUUAUAUUAGUUUUAUUGAUAUGAAUUAUAAACUUUUAAUUCUUUCCAAACAGUAUUUCUAUUAAAUAUUAAAUUGAAAUAAACUUUUUUUGACAAUAUAAUACAAACUAGUAUUUUGAGUACAAAUGCUCAAAUAACUAAUACUACACUCCAAGUCUCCUUUUACUAUAAAUUAAAUAUUUUUCACAACCACAUAUAUUUUGCAUUAUGUAUAGCCAGGUUUUUUUUCUGGAUCCUUGUCAAUUACUAUAACUGAAAAAUAAAUUUUUAACAUUUUUGGACUCUGCAAUGAGUCCGAAACAUCAGAACACAACUACAACCAUGGAUAAAUCCUUAAGCAUUUCAAGCAACAAGACAAUCCAUGAAAGCUUUAACACAUACAUAAGUAUUUAACAUUUAUGUUAUUUUGUAAUUUAUAUUAUAUCCCAAUAAUUAUAAAAAUACUAAAUCUGAAAUUGUAAUUUUAGUGAAAUUAUACUCGAUUCAUGACAAU